Scutellospora calospora is the source of this 315-nucleotide messenger RNA. Lineage: Eukaryota; Fungi; Glomeromycota; Glomeromycetes; Diversisporales; Gigasporaceae. The record is from the annotation of a GenBank genome assembly.
AUGUCUUCGCGUGGUGAAAUCAUUCUAUCUAAUUACUUCAAUGAAACUACAGAGUCAGAAUCUAAUUCACGCAGCAGUGUUGAUAAUGCUUCUGCAUCAUUAGAAUCUGAUAAUAAUGAUCGCCCACAAAAAAAAAACCUAGAAAAAGUGGUCCUAAGUUUGAUGAGAGGUAAACCAUGUACUUUAAAAUUUCAUCUUGCAAUUUAUUGCCUAGACGUGCCUAGUGAUAUUCAAAAAUAUUGGCAUAGUAGGCUUGUUGAGGAUAAUAAUAAUUAUACAAGAAAUGCUCAAUCAAAUUUAACUUUAUCUGUACAA